AUGCCUAAUAUAUUCUUCCGAGUGCGUGCCGUUAAAAGGGUUUUAGCGGAUCUUAGCAUAAAUAAGUCUCCUGGACCUGAUGGCAUACCGGCACUGGUUUUGAAGCAGUGCUCUUCGACGUUAGGUCGUCCAUUAGCUAAUAUUUUCAGCAUCCUAUACCAUGCCGAUAAAUUUAAUGCUUGCUGGAAGAUUGCUAAUGUCACACCAAUUCCUAAAAAGGGAGAAAAUUAUCGCCCAAUUGCAAUUUGUUGUGCACUUUCCAAAGUUAUGGGAAAUGUGGUUAAUUUCCAUCUUGUCAAAUAUCUAGAGACCAACAAUUUACUUAAUGUCAUUCCAUUUACCAUUUUGCCUAACAGUGUUGCUGACAAAUCUGUAUGUGUUGAAGACCUUCCAGAAAAUACCAAGGCGGUGGAGGAAGCAGAUGUUAGCCUUACUAUUAAGGAACAUGCUGAUGGCGAAAUCGACGAAACUAAAACUGUUGUGGAGACUGUGACGGAAAAGUUAAAGGAAGAAGACGAUGAAGAGGAAGUCGAGGAAAUUAUCGAAGAAGUAGAAGCCGAAAAUAAUGACGAAGAAGUUGAGGAAGGUGUCACUCAAAAGAUAACUGAGAAGGUAGUUGAUAAUCCAGAUGGCGAACAAACGAAAACUAUUACCGUAACAACUGUAAAGAAAGUAACACCUAGUGGCACUAAGACUGUUGUAACUACUACAAGCUCAACUAAAGAAACACCAACAAUUAUAACAUCGACACCACCGACACCCACAACAGAAGAAGUAAAAACUGAAACAAACGCUGAAGCGCCGAUCGAAAAAACUGUUAAGAAACAAGUUUCAGAAGAAAAGAAAGAAAAACAUAACGAACACGAAGAAAAGGAGGAAGAGGAGAUAGAAGAGGAAGAAGAAGAGGAGGAGAAAGAAGAAGCAGAAAAAGUAAAUGAAGAAGUUUGCAAGAAGUUGGACGAGGAAACGAAAAAGUCUGAUGAAAGUUCCCGGCAAAAAGUACAACAUGAUCAGAUUCCAUCAAAAGCUGAAUCACAACCAUCAAUUGCGGCACCACCUGUUAAGGAAGAAAUAGUCACAGAUGCCCCUUCAGCCGCAGCUAAAACUAAUCAACAAGAAAAUGUUAAACAGGUAAUUAAUUAUGAACAUUAUAAUUUAUUGCCAAAAUUUUUUUAUUCAUUAAAUAUUAAACAUUUGGCCACAUAUGUGGAAGAUCGCCUUCAAUGA
This is a messenger RNA of Lucilia cuprina (Australian sheep blowfly), 1227 nucleotides long. Its product is annotated as 101 kDa malaria antigen-like. The record is from RefSeq and is a predicted model, not a curated record. The coding region runs from base 1 to 1227 and encodes 408 amino acids. NCBI's taxonomy places the organism in Eukaryota, Metazoa, Arthropoda, Insecta, Diptera, Calliphoridae. The transcript is spliced from 3 exons.